This is a messenger RNA of Cucumis sativus (cucumber), 1551 nucleotides long. Its product is annotated as transcription factor MYB44. Gene Ontology annotation, biological process: regulation of DNA-templated transcription. The record is from RefSeq and is a predicted model, not a curated record. Gene Ontology annotation, molecular function: DNA-binding transcription factor activity, RNA polymerase II-specific; RNA polymerase II cis-regulatory region sequence-specific DNA binding. Lineage: Eukaryota; Viridiplantae; Streptophyta; Magnoliopsida; Cucurbitales; Cucurbitaceae. The transcript has a single exon. Gene Ontology annotation, cellular component: nucleus. The coding region runs from base 191 to 1096 and encodes 301 amino acids.
ACCCCUAUACCCUUCCCUCACCCUGCUCCAUUAACCCUACACAAAACUCCACCAUAACUCCCACCUCCUCCCCAACCCCAUUCAAAAUUCCCAUUUUCAUAACGUUUAACCCCCCCCCCAAUCUCAUACUCUCUUUUACCAUUUCCCCAAUUUUGAUGUUCUUUUAGACCCUUCUCUUCUUCAAUUCUUCAUGGCGCUUACCCGUAAAGACAUGGAUCGGAUCAAGGGUCCAUGGAGCCCUGAGGAAGACGAUGCCCUUCAGAGAUUGGUUCAGAAGCAUGGCCCACGCAACUGGUCUCUCAUCAGCAAAUCCAUUCCUGGCCGUUCUGGUAAGUCCUGCCGCCUCCGCUGGUGCAAUCAGCUCUCUCCUCAGGUCGAGCACCGCCCCUUCUCCCCGGAGGAGGAUGAGACUAUUAUCAGAGCUCAUGCUAACUUCGGUAACAGAUGGGCUACUAUUGCUCGCCUUCUCACGGGUCGGACGGAUAACGCUGUCAAGAACCACUGGAAUUCCACGCUAAAGCGAAAGUGUUCGUUGAUGAUGAAUGAGGGAUAUGAAGUCGAUCCGAACGUACAACCUAUGAAGAAGUCAGUCAGCGCCGGCGCUGCCGUCAACGCUUCGAACGGACUCUACAUGAGCCCUGGAAGUCCAUCGGGAUCUGACAUAAGUGAUUCAAGUGUUCCUGUUGUAUCUCCAACCGUCUACCGCCCUGUUGCCAGAACAGGCGGCGUUAUACCUCCAGGAGAAUCAGCGCCGUCUUCCGCCACCGACCCGCCGACGUCGCUGUCUUUAUCUCUCCCUGGAGUCGACAGCUCGAGACACAGCGGAAGUGGGUCAACGGCGCAGGUACCUCUAAUGGCGGCAUUUGCUCAAAUACAGAGCAUGACGACAACAGAGCAGGUUAGAACGGCGCAGCCCAGUGGUGGGGCGGGUGAGAAAAUAAAUGGGUUUGGAGUUUUCAGCGCAGAUUUAAUGGCGGUGAUGCAAGAGAUGAUAAAAUCAGAAGUGAAAAGCUAUAUGGAAGGGUUAUCGGAGCAGAGAGGAAGAAGAUGUUUUCAAGAAGCUAAAGCUGGUGGGAUUAAGAACGUUAGCUUUUAAGAAAAACUGUGAUUCAUCAUCAAGAUUACAACUCUUUAAAACGAAAAUUGUUAAUUAGAAUUUGGAGGGGAAAUUAGAAGAAUGAUGAUUACCAGUUAGUUACGAUUCAUUCUCGAGGUUCGAAAGAGAUAGAGAGAAUGAGAAAACACAGUAACAUAAAUGUGUUUUAGUAUGGGAAGAACAAAGAAGGAACAAAAUCUGGGAAUUUGGUGGUUUGGUUUCUUUCCAAUUUUAAACUCUUUUUAAUUGUAGUUUCUGAAGGAAAUAAUAAUCUAGUGAAUGUACAUAGAAAGAAAAGGGAGGGAAGUUUCCACUUCCAUUACAAAACAAGGGAAGUUGAACAAAGGAAUAGAGGUAAAGUUGGGAAGAAAUAUGAAUGAAUAUGAUGGACCCCUAAAACUGGAAAAAAAGUUUGGACUUUUGAAACUAUUACAACACUUACCUUUCAUUCUUGA